ACGUGGAUUUUCCAGCACCUUCCUCCCGUAUAUAAAUAAAGAUAGGUGAAGUGAAUGAAGCACCGCCAUUCAAUCGAGAAGUGACUUGAUUUGAAAUGAAGGGAAUUGCAGAGGACGACAAGGUGACGAUCCGGACGGAGUGCCGAGCGCCUCCGGACGGCGGCGGCGGCGGCGGCGGCGAGAAGCAUCUGGAGAAGGUGGAGGUGAAGACGCGGGAAGUGGACACGGUCAAGUACGUGGAGAGGAAACUGGUGGACAAGGGCGUGGGCAGGAUGGAGCGCCACCCCGCCGACGGCCUCCCGCUCAAGCACGACCACAAGAAGGGCCGCGGCGGCAAGUUCACCUGGAUGGGACCGGACGAGGACUACCAGGCCCAGCUGGAAGCCGAGCCUGCCCUCGAUGACAAGGACCCCAACUACGUCGACGACGACGACGACAAAGAUAGAGACUUGGUCGCCGGUGAGGUGGAGGUUGCCAAGACCGCGGCGGAAGGGGUGGCGCGUGUCGAGAUGGUAGAGUGCUCGCUUCCCAUUAGAAACGCACGGGAGCGUUUGCUUAGCCCGCGAGGGCACGGGAUCCUCAGUCGAAUAUGUACCCGGUCUACUCAGUCGAGCGACGCAUGUCCAGUGUUUAUUAUUAUUGUUAUUUGUUUUGAAUCAAAAUUUUAUUUAACACAAAUUGUAAUUUAACCCCCCUCGAAUUUAGAUUUUUUCUCUC
This is a messenger RNA of Andrographis paniculata, 717 nucleotides long. RefSeq lists its product as uncharacterized. The coding region runs from base 96 to 689 and encodes 197 amino acids. Lineage: Eukaryota; Viridiplantae; Streptophyta; Magnoliopsida; Lamiales; Acanthaceae. The transcript is spliced from 2 exons. The record is from RefSeq and is a predicted model, not a curated record.